This is a messenger RNA of Strongyloides ratti, 954 nucleotides long. Its product is annotated as Protein-tyrosine phosphatase, receptor/non-receptor type domain and Protein-tyrosine/Dual specificity phosphatase domain and Protein-tyrosine phosphatase, catalytic domain-containing protein. The transcript has 3 exons. NCBI's taxonomy places the organism in Eukaryota, Metazoa, Nematoda, Chromadorea, Rhabditida, Strongyloididae. The record is from RefSeq and is a predicted model, not a curated record. Bases 1 to 954 code for a protein of 317 amino acids. Gene Ontology annotation, molecular function: protein tyrosine phosphatase activity. Gene Ontology annotation, biological process: protein dephosphorylation.
AUGUCUAAUUCUAAACCAAAAGAAAUAAUAGAAAGGUGGGUUAAAAGUAUCUUAGAAAAAGGUGUACCUACAUUAAGAAAAGAAUUUAAUGAAAAUAAAAGAUAUUUUCCAAAAGAUAUUACUCUUAAUGCAUUUAAGGAAGCUCAUCCAUUGAAAAAAAAUAGAUAUAAAGAUGUUCCAAUGCAAGAUAAAAAUAGGGUUGUAUUAAAUUUUCCUGGUGGAAAUGGUGAUUAUAUACAUGCUAAUUAUGUUAAUACUCCAAAUGGAGAGAAACGUUUUAUUUGUACUCAAGGACCAUUGGAGAAUACUGUAGUAGAUUUUUAUAGAAUGAUAAUGCAAGAAGAAAUUGAAUGUGUUAUUAUGUUAUGUAAUUUAGUUGAAAAGGGGCAAACAAAAUGUUUUUUGUACUGGCCUGAAAAAAAAGAUGAAGUUAAAAAAUUUGAAGAAUUUGAAGUUACAUGUAUUGAUAAAGGUGAACUUGAAAAAGCUUAUCCAAAUAUAAUUAAAACAACAUUAAAAAUCAAAUCAAAUUAUGAAGGAAAGAAAUUUGAACAAACUCUCAAACACAUUUAUUGGACUGACUGGCCAGAUCGUGGUGUUCCAAGCAACACUGAUAGUGCAACAACUCUUCUUAACUAUGUUCGUGGAACUACAAAACCUAUAUUAGUUCAUUGUUCAGCAGGAAUUGGAAGAACAGGAUCUAUUGUUGCAAUUGAAUAUAUACUUGAAAAAUUUGUCAAUGGUGAAAAUCCAGAACCACCAAUAGAAAUUGUUAAGAUUAUAAGAGAUCAACGUCCUUAUAGUGUUCAAACAGAAUUACAAUUUCUUUUUGUUCAAAAAGUUAUUCUUGAUUUGAUUGUUGGAAACAACAAGAAAAGAAUGGAUCCAAAAAUGUUAGCUUUACUAGAAAAGUUUGACAAAGAUUAUGAAGAAGCAUGUAACCAAGCUUUAUAA